This is a messenger RNA of Tarenaya hassleriana, 1252 nucleotides long. Its product is annotated as ELMO domain-containing protein A-like. The record is from RefSeq and is a predicted model, not a curated record. Lineage: Eukaryota; Viridiplantae; Streptophyta; Magnoliopsida; Brassicales; Cleomaceae. The transcript has 10 exons. The coding region runs from base 273 to 1088 and encodes 271 amino acids.
CAUCUUUUGAGAAAUAUAAAAAGGAGACAUGGAAGGGCGUUAGGCUGCGUGGGCGUGAGGUCCGGCAGUUUCCAUUAUCCAAAAAUUCGCCGGUCUCCUUCCCCUGAGACGCUACCAUACACACACACGAAAUCUUCUCUCCUUAUUCGCAGAUCUCGAAACCCUAGCUCUACCUUUCCUCCUCUCGAUAAGCUUCCGGGGAUUUGUCGGUAGAUUUUGUUGAAUCGAUAUACAUCGAAGAUGUCAGAGUAGACGCUGAUAAGUGAGGGUAAAUGGACGACAGAGGGUCGUUUGUCGCAGUCAGGAGGAUUUCUCACACUCUGGAUCGAGGGAGCACCUGCCAUUUCUCUUCAGCUGAGGUUGUGGCAGGAUCUACUGCGUGGUUAGGCCGGGGGCUUUCUUGUGUUUGUGCGCAGAGAAGGGAGCACGAGUCUCGUCCUUCAUUCGAUUUCACACCUGCUCAGGAGGAGUGCUUGCAGAGGCUGCAGAGUCGUGUGGAUGUUCCCUAUGACGGUUCCAUUCCUCAGCACCAGGAAGCUCUAAGGGCAUUGUGGAAGUUAGCCUUCCCCGAGGAAGAACUACGUGGUCUGAUAUCUGAGCAAUGGAAGGAAAUGGGUUGGCAGGGAAAAGACCCGUCAACAGAUUUUAGGGGUGGAGGUUUCGUAUCAUUGGAGAAUUUGCUGUAUUUUGCUAGGAAUUUCCCUAAAUCUUUUCAGGAUCUUCUUCAAAAGCAAGUAGGUGAUAGAUCGGUGUGGGAAUACCCAUUUGCUGUUGCUGGUGUAAAUAUCACAUUCAUGGUCAUCCAAAUGCUUGACCUUGAAGCAGUUAAACCACGGACAAUGGUGGGGGCAACUUUUCUGAAAUUACUUGCAGAAAAUGAAUCAGCAUUCGAUCUUCUCUAUUGUAUCGCAUUCAAGUUAAUGGAUCAUCAGUGGCUCACUAAGCGUGCGUCGUACAUGGAUUUUAACGUACGCCAUCUUCAUCUGACGGUGAUGAAAUCCACGCGGCGUCAGCUGGAAAAAGAGCUUCUGCUUGAAGACGUAACACGUCUCGAGGACUUGCCCUCCUUUAGUCUCCUUGGCCGCUAGACAGACUUACCGGUUGGUUGUGUGGGAUCGAAUUUGAAAGGAAAAAAAAAGUGCUUUUCUUAUGACAUUUUUCUUGUGUGAAGUACGAGAUAUCCGAGAGAAGUUUUGAAUUUCUUUGUAAAGCAAUUGAUCGAUUUACAUAAGUCGUUGGUUCUUGGACCCCA